CUCCUCCUCCCAACGCACUGCGCAGAUUGCUCGUCACCUCUCGACGGCAUCUUCCCCCUCGCAUCCCACACCAUACCUAUCGCCAGCGUCCCCAACCGCUGACAUGGCCUCUACCUACACCCUCCGCAAGAUCGGUGCUCCCCACACCCUGGAGCACCGUGUCUACAUCGAGCAGGAUGGCGUCCCUGUCUCCCCUUUCCACGACAUUCCCCUGUACGCCAACAAGGAGCAGACGAUCCUGAACAUGAUCGUUGAGAUCCCUCGCUGGACCAACGCCAAGCAGGAGAUCUCCAAGGAUGAGCUCCUCAACCCCAUCAAGCAGGACACCAAGAAGGGCAAGCUUCGCUUCGUCCGCAACUGCUUCCCCCACAAGGGCUACCUCUGGAACUACGGUGCCUUCCCCCAGACCUGGGAGGACCCCAACGUCAUCCACCCCGAGACCAAGGCCAAGGGUGACAACGACCCUCUUGACGUCUGCGAGAUCGGCGAGCUUGUCGGUUACACCGGCCAGGUGAAGCAGGUCAAGGUUCUCGGUGUUAUGGCCCUUCUCGACGAGGAGGAGACCGACUGGAAGGUCAUUGUCAUUGACGUCAACGACCCUCUCGCCCCCAAGCUCAACGAUGUUGAGGACGUCGAGCGCCACCUGCCCGGUCUUCUGCGCGCCACGAACGAGUGGUUCCGCAUCUACAAGAUCCCCGACGGCAAGCCCGAGAACCAGUUCGCCUUCACCGGCGAGUGCAAGAACAAGAAGUACGCCAUGGAUGUCGUCCGUGAGGCCGCCGAGGCCUGGGACCGUCUCAUCACCGGCAAGACUCAGCCCGGUGGCAUCUCGACCACCAACCUGACUGUUGCUGAGUCCCAGAGCCGCGUCACGCCCGACCAGCUCCCCCCUCUGCCCGCUCACCAGGAGCUUCCCGCCGAGAAGAUCGACGCCUCUAUCGACAAGUGGUUCUUCAUCAGCGGUGCUGCUAGCUAGAUGCCUCGCAAUGCUACUCGGAGUGCGGCGGCAGGGCGACUGACUGCUUUGAAGGGCUCCUCGCACAGGACGGAAUCGAAAGAAGCUACCCCAGCUGAAGCGAUCCAUCCGGGCCACUUGCCCAACGUGGAUUGCUCCUUGGAUCAGCCAGACUCAGCUCGACCGCUAAGCCCAAGGAUGUUCGCGUCGCUUCGUCGUACUCUUGGCGGGAGCAGGUCACCCAAGUGAGCUGGAGCGGUAGCUUCAGCAUGACACAUCGGAUGCGCACGCUUCGUCACAAAGUUCAAAAUAAAUACCACCU
Verticillium dahliae VdLs.17 is the source of this 1277-nucleotide messenger RNA. Its product is annotated as inorganic pyrophosphatase. Lineage: Eukaryota; Fungi; Ascomycota; Sordariomycetes; Glomerellales; Plectosphaerellaceae. Gene Ontology annotation, biological process: phosphate-containing compound metabolic process. The transcript has 4 exons. The record is from RefSeq and is a predicted model, not a curated record. Gene Ontology annotation, cellular component: nucleus; cytoplasm. Gene Ontology annotation, molecular function: inorganic diphosphate phosphatase activity; magnesium ion binding. Bases 104 to 976 code for a protein of 290 amino acids.